UCCUCCCAUUGGCUGCCCGCCCGCCGCCCGUUUCCGGGGCCAUGGCGGAGCCGGAGCUGAGCGCGGAGGCGCUGCGGGAGCGGCUGCGGCGGGAGCUGGGAGCGGAGCACGUGGAGGUGGAGGACACCACGGCCGCCCGCUGCGCCGCCAGCUUCCGCGUCCUGGUGGUGGCGGCCGCCUUCCGCGGCAAGGGGCUGCUGCAG
This is a messenger RNA of Oxyura jamaicensis (ruddy duck), 203 nucleotides long. It is a transcript of the gene BOLA2B, whose product is annotated as bolA family member 2B. The transcript has 2 exons. Gene Ontology annotation, cellular component: cytosol; nucleus. Lineage: Eukaryota; Metazoa; Chordata; Aves; Anseriformes; Anatidae. The record is from RefSeq and is a predicted model, not a curated record. The annotation marks the transcript as partial. Gene Ontology annotation, biological process: intracellular iron ion homeostasis. Gene Ontology annotation, molecular function: 2 iron, 2 sulfur cluster binding.